UAUAAAUAUAGGUACAUAUAUCAACCAAUCUCUUGAAUAUAUCAUUCUUAAGCAUAUAUAUACAUAACAAAAUUCCCAAAAAAAAAACAAAAUCUUGAAAUAGAUCAAUCAAUGGGAAAUCACAAGUUCAGAUUGUCAGAUAUGAUGCCGAAUGCCUGGUUUUACAAGCUGAGAGAUAUGAGCAUCAAAUCAAGAAGCAUCAAUAACAAUCCCUAUCCAACAAAAUCAUCGUACCGAAUCACCGACACGAACCCUAACAACAAUAAAACCUUCGACAAAUCUCCCCGAAAAUCUUCCUCCAAGAAAAAAUCCAAGCGCAAAACCGUCUACAUGCCGUCUCCGAAGAAACAACCGCAAUUCAACAACAACCCUUCCGUGUUAUUUCCUGGGCCCGACCGCAAUUUUCCUGUCUGGCUUAAGCCCGGAACGGUACUCGAUCAUCAUCAAGAGCGUUUCCGGGAAGACGACGAAUCCGAUUCAUUAGAUGCUGCCACGUGUAAUGAUUCUUGCUGUACUUGCAAACUAGUAAUUGCCACUACUUCUUCCGAAGCUGACGACGAUGACGAAGACGAUGGUGGUGACAUCAUCAUCGACGUCAGCGGCAACAACCGUCCAACAAUAGACAACCUCAUGAACGGAUUCGAAGAAUUCAACGAACUCCCUCCGAUUCGCACCAAGCCGGCCGCGAAGCCAGCACUACCUUCUUCGGAAAAUGACAAAAACGCCCCUCGGGCCAAGAAGAGCAAGAAAAUUGCGGCCCGUAAAUCGGUUUCGCGGGCCAGUGGAGUGAAGAUACGGGCCAAUGGGCCUAGAGUAGCUUCGAACGGUAGCAGAAGAAAACCAACUAGCGUGAAAUUAAGUGGCGAUCGUGAUUAUGAUUACGAUUAUGAAGACGAGGAGAAGAAGAAAAAGAAGGGUUUGUCGUUUUAUUCGGAGAGUUUCGCUAUUGUGAAGGCAUCUUUCGACCCGGAAAAAGAUUUCCGGGAAUCUAUGAUGGAAAUGAUUGUGGAGAAUAAUAUUAGGGCAUCCAAGGAAUUGGAGCAUCUUCUUGCUUGCUAUCUGUCGUUGAAUUCGAACCAGUACCAUGAUCUUAUUGUUAAGGCAUUUGAGCAAAUUUGGUUUAAUAUGCCUCAACUCGAAAUUAAUUAAUUAAUUAGUUCUACAUAAAUAUAUAUUCAUCUUUUUUUUUUUUCUUUC
Molecule: messenger RNA, 1197 nt
Organism: Erythranthe guttata (spotted monkey flower)
Lineage: Eukaryota; Viridiplantae; Streptophyta; Magnoliopsida; Lamiales; Phrymaceae
Gene: OFP2
Product: ovate family protein 2
Biological process (GO): negative regulation of DNA-templated transcription
Molecular function (GO): DNA binding
Source: RefSeq, a predicted model, not a curated record